UCGACCAACUCGGUAGUUUCGGCAACAGCAGUUCGGUGUUUAGUAGUUCUUUCAACGAGUGGCUGCUGCUUAACUGGCUCGGUUUUGUUUUUUUUUUUUUCCUUUUUUUUGUUUUUUGUUUUGUAUUGUUUUUUAAACAUUUUCAACAAAAAAUUACAACAAACAGAACGAGUCUGUCUACCUUUUUUUCACUUUACGAAAUAAGUAUACCGUCAGAGUCUGGUGCACGAUUGUUAUUGCUUCGGGCCUUUUUAUUUCUGGCUCCCUCCGAUACUUGGGAACUUGGAUAAAUUAAGAAACAGUCUUUUGCUGCAAUACUACCUAGUUUUCGGUGUGAAUUUGUGCUACAAUAGUAUACUUACCUCUUAUCUGCUGAACGCACGGCUCGAAAGAAGCAGCAGCACUUUUGUUUUUGCUUGGAAGGGCCGACGUCAGUCAUCAUGAAUUACGGCGAGAUGGGUAGUGCCAACAAUAACGCGACCGAGACCACGAGCAGGUGCAACCUGCGCCGGAUCGCGAGACACGAGGAGUCGGAGUUCAGCAACGCGAGCAUCCUAAACUGCAUGGAGAGCUUCGUGCGUACCGUCAACGAGAUGGAGGAGACGAUCCUGGUGCCGAGCAGGCUGCUCGAUCUCGCGGUCGGCGACUCGACCGACAGCGUGUGCCAAAAACCCGGCAAGCACGGCUGCGUCAAGGACACUUUCUACAACACGGAUCUAUACCGGCUCUACAACAUCGUCAAUCAGAUGAAGGUCGAGCUGCUCUGGUCGCAGGAGAACCCCGACGCUUCGAUCGCCGACAACGAGGGUCAGGAGGAGGCGCAGCGUAGCGGGAGCAACAAGGCGCAGGCCGCCACGGUCCAGGAGCCGGUGCGCCUCGGUCACGCCAGGUAUCCCUCGACGACGUCGAUGCAGAGCGUCCAAUCGGCGAGCUCGACGGUCUCGUCGUCGUUGUCGUCCUCGUCGGCGAGCAUGAUCAUCGGCAGCGGUGGCUCGACCUCGGACUCGGACUCGGACACCGGCAUCGAGAACGACUCUGGUCUGGAGAGCGAGGAGCCGAGCGAUCGGCUGGCCAACCUCGCGGCCGAGAACUUUAGGCGCCACCUGCGCGGCUUGCACCGCAGCAUCGGCCGGAUGACCGAGGCCGCGGAGUACCUCACGCUCAGAUACCAGGCCGACGUGGGCGGACAGGUCUGAUGACGCCGCGGUAGUGACCCCUCCCCCUGACACCUGCACCACCGCCAUUAAGCCACCUGACGGCUAUCGUUGUUUGUACGGGUGCGUUGAUCGAGGAUCGCCGCCAGUGUGAUUGUUGUUAAUCGUCCUCGUCGGGAGUGCGCUUUAUGUGUAUGGUUGACCCGAGAGACGUGCACAUCCCCCUCCUCUACUCUUCUCUUCGUUGACGAUCCUCCUGAUUUUUUUUUUUUUUUUUUUUUUUUAUGAGUAAAUAAGUACAUAAUAUAUGCAUCGUCUCGUCGCUCUCUAUACGUCACGGGUGUGACGCUCUUGUACACACACUUUCUUCCUUUUUCUCUUCAUCAAGCUCUUCACUUUGCUUUACCGUGAUUUUUUCCAAAGACGAACGAUGUGUAUUUUCUCUCUCUCUCUCUCUCUCUUUCUUUGAAAAAGCCACCUGUCAAGUAAAGAGUAAAGCACACUUUUUCAUUCCACAUUAUUCCAAAGAAACGAUUCUUGUUGCAUAUUCGUUAAUUUAUACGCCGCGAGUGGAAAUGUUAAUUUUAUUGUUUAGUCAUGGGUUGCUUUUUCAAAAAUAUCCGCAGUGAUGUGUCAUUGGACAAGAAAGGGACGCGCGCUUUUGUUUUGCAACUAAUUUUACGACAGCGCUUGAUUGGAAUCUGAAAAAUAGAGUGUUAUCACAAAUUUAUUGCUUUGUUGUUUCAUUGUUGUGAAACUUUGAAAUUACCAGAUGAAACUUACCCUACAGCCACCGAGAAUCCAAUUCUGCGAGCAUGUGCGAUAAUAUAUAAAUUUCCUCCCUCGAUUUAUCGUUGAAUUUGUUUUGACUUGUUAUCACGCGCAAAACUGUUUCUUCGCUGGUGGUGAGCUGCACUAUCUAGAUUAGAAUAUCAGAAUACCCCCCAAGGAGGAAAAAAAAAGAAAGUGUUAUUGGAUGCGGCAAACAAAAGCAAGUGCAAGUGUGUAGAAACAAAGUGGUAUCGGACGCGCGCACGGCGGGAUCGAGAGAGGGUGCAAUAAUAAGUUGUGUCACGUUUGGCGAUAUCGUGCACUUUUGUAAGAGGAUUUAUUUCUGUAGUUGCGCGUUUUGUGUGUGUGUAUGUGUACAUGGCGUCGAAUGCAUGAAUAUUUGCGUAAGAGAAUGAAUAACUAUCAUACCACGUGUGAGUGUGGAAUAAAAUAUUGUCAAUGCGAGGUGAAGUGACAUUCAUUGGAAAUAAAGUUGAUAAUGUGCGGGUGGUGCGUGGGGCCGACUUUUUACGCCCCAAAGGUGGACGUAUAUAUUAUUUUUGUGUAUAUAGGAAUAAGGAGACUUUGGAGAAUUGUUUCGGUUUAUAAGAAUGUUUAGGAGAUGGGCGAUGUUCAAGUCACAAGCGACUUUAUUUUUUUUUUUAUUUUUUUACAAAUUUUUCUUUCGAAAGAAUCAAAAUACAAAGAGAAGUGAAAAUUCACAAUUACUUCAUGUUUCAUGGGUGUUUGCUAGUAGAAGGGAUAAUUUAUUUUGAUUCAAUGGGACACUGUCCACACAUCAUUUAAUUAAAUGAUUACUUCCUCGCAGAGAUAAAGAUUACAAUUGGGGAUUCAAUGGUCUGUACAUAGAGAUAGAUUUCGUUAUUUAUUUUUUUCUUUUCAAUUUUUUAUCAUCCGCUGCUCUAAACUUUUAAAGGUAAAUAAAUGUAAUGUAUACACACAUAUAUACAUACAUGCAUAUAUGAAAUAUAAACUUUGAGUUUCAGCUCUGCGAUGCAAACUUAUGCCAAUGUCGUAAUCUUUUGUAUGGAAAUAUAAAAAUAUAAAUAAAGAAAAUGUCUAAUCAACCACUUAAACAUUAUUCAUGAGUAACGUCGUGUUCCAUGCUUUGAAUUCUUUGGUGCAUCUGAAAUUCGAUUACAUGCAUGAGUUAAGAUGAACUGAAAAAAA
Copidosoma floridanum is the source of this 3116-nucleotide messenger RNA. RefSeq lists its product as uncharacterized. The record is from RefSeq and is a predicted model, not a curated record. Gene Ontology annotation, biological process: regulation of lipid biosynthetic process. Lineage: Eukaryota; Metazoa; Arthropoda; Insecta; Hymenoptera; Encyrtidae. Gene Ontology annotation, cellular component: cytosol.